AAAAAGCAGAAAUAAUGUAAUGUAAUUCUGGCACGCGCUCAUUAAUAACGGUUGAACGGAAUGAUUUUUAAUUGGUGCUAAUUAUGUCUUGAUUAGCAUGGGGCAGAUUUUUUAGUUGUUGCUAACUGUUGUGUUUUCUGCUUGGGGGGAAAAAGAACUAAAAGAACUAAAGAAGACGAGGAAGUCAAUGCAACAUGCUGUCGCUCUUCUUCUUCCUCUUCUUCUUCUUCGCCCUAUAAGCGUCCAGUGGUCCACUAGCGCAUGCAUGCUGGUGCAGAGCUGCACCGCUCUCCACUCAUUCCUGCAUCCAGGGGAUCAUCUGCGAUGUCCUAUCCACAGCUCGGAUAUCCCUACUCCUCUGCUCCACAGUUCCUCAUGCCCACCAACUCUCUGACGUCGUGCUGUGAGUCGCGUGCGCGCUCCGUGUCCGAGUCUGGCUCGUGCGCACCGGCCCCUCCGCCUCCUCCUCCUCCUCCUCCACCACCACCCCAGGCUCCGGUUUACUGCCCCGUGUACGAGAGCAGGCUGUUGGCCACCGCGCGCCACGAGCUCGGCGUCUACAGCAACCCGUACGCCGGCGGACAGGGCUACGGAAAUUACGUCACUUACGGCACUGAGGCCUCAGCGUUUUACUCUCUGGGUGCCUUCGACGCCAAAGACAGCGCGGCUUCAGCGAGCAUCACCCAGGCUGCAGCUGCUGCUUACUACCCCUACGAUCCCACAUUGGGGCAGUACCAAUAUGACAGAUAUGGCUCGAUGGAUGGAGGCACGAGGAGGAAGAACGCCACGCGUGAGACCACCAGCACCCUGAAGGCCUGGCUACAGGAGCACCGCAAGAACCCGUAUCCCACUAAGGGCGAGAAGAUCAUGCUGGCCAUCAUCACCAAGAUGACGCUCACGCAGGUGUCCACGUGGUUCGCCAAUGCCAGACGGAGACUCAAGAAGGAAAACAAGAUGACGUGGGCACCGAGGAACAAGGGCUCGGACGAGAAGAGGUGCGAUGACGACGAUGGCUCACAGGAGGAGCAGAUCAAAAGCGAUGCCAACGAUGACGAGAGCCGAAGUCGAGAAGAUAAGGAGCUUCAGCUGAGCGACCUGGACGACUUUGACGCCAUCGAGUCGGAAAGCUCAGAGUGUGACAUGAAGCAUCAAUUCCACGUAAACACCCACAUGAGCUCACUACCUGAGCACCUCAAAGAGACCUCCCUGAAGCUACCUUCGCUCGAAGGAGAUGCUCUAAAGUUACCGUCAAUUCGAACCUCGUUGGAAAGAGACGGCGAUUUGCCCAAAAGCUGCCUGAAAAUUUCGAGCCGAGACUGUGAGCACAAUCCCACUGGAAAUACCAAACUCUGUUUCCAGCAGGACCACCAAACUCUUGACAGCAAGCCACGGAUUUGGUCAUUGGCCCAAACCGCCACCUCGCUUAAUCCCACUGAAUUUUCUUCCUGCAUGCUUCGAUGUCACCCAGCGAUAACUGGCUCAUCCCCGCCACCUGGAAAAGCCCCAGAGAAGCAACAGGACUCUCCAGUCACCACCUUGAGACACUGGGUGGACGGAGUUUUCCACGAUCCUUUAUUCAAACACAGCACUUUGGACCAAGCACACAACAGCAACAUGGCCAUUUCCUGGGGCACAACCAAAGGCUCGAUCCUGGAGAGCGGAGCGCAACGCGAUUGAACCCGUUCACGUGACUUUGAAAGAAAAAAAAAUACGUGAACAUAAAAUCCACUACCAUUUGUAGAGAAAUCUGUGUGGAAUACGCUGCUGAGACAGUUUCUGUGACGGGUUUGAAUGAAAGGCGUCGGACAUUUUUAAGGUCCAUAUUUGCUCUGUCGUGUCAGACUUUUUUUUUUUAACAAUUUUGCUCGAAUGAUUAUGUGGAAUUGUACGUAUUAACCGUUCUAUCGACACCUCGAUUCAAAGUUCCCAAGAUGGGUUUUGUUUACUCUAUUUAUUAUAUUAUAUAUUAGGCAUGUGCCAAGAUUUAAGAUAAAAUAUAUAACUAAAUAAGUAAAAAAAAAAAACAUGUCAAACUAUUUAAAUGUUUUUGUGAUAUUAUCACGCUACCUAAAUCACACUAGCUAAUAUUAACAGCUACAUUUCUGUUUUUCACAUUCGCAAAUAUUUGUAUUUUCUAAACUAUAAAAGGAACAACAUAUUAAAAUGAUUACAUGUACAAAAAUUCAAUCUAAUUUCAAUCAAUUUUAAUGCAAAUAUCAAACCUUUAUUAGAACUAAUUAGGAUAAUCAGAUGGAUUAUUGGCACAUGUCUUCUAUAUAAACACAUAUAAACAGAUCUGUUUUGGGAAGUAAUAUAAAUAUCUAUAAAUAUAGUCAUAUAUAUGUUCAAUGCACAUUGUAAUUCUGUAAAUAUACAACAGAAAGUUUACAUUUUGGUUACAAAAAAAAGAAGUUUACAGUUGCAUUCGUUUUUUUUUUUUAUGUUCUUCAGCAUGCAUCCGUUUGGUCGUCUUUAUCCAAACUUUUUUUUUUUUAAAUCUCAUUAAUGAUGUCACUGUUGGAAAAUGAAAAGUAAAAAAAAAAACGCAUCAAAAAAGAAUAAAUCACAAGUUACUUUCCAUUUGUUUAAGGAUUGUUCGAAUCUGUUCACUGUAAUAAAUAGUCGAUUUCGGAUUUACGUCUGCAUGUGCAGUGUAUUCUAGUGGUUUUUCUGGUGUUCGGAAGAAAUCUUAUUUUGAAAUAGGAUUUUUGUUUUGUUUUGUUU
This is a messenger RNA of Tachysurus fulvidraco (yellow catfish), 2724 nucleotides long. It is a transcript of the gene irx4a, whose product is annotated as iroquois homeobox 4a. Gene Ontology annotation, cellular component: nucleus. The record is from RefSeq and is a predicted model, not a curated record. Gene Ontology annotation, molecular function: DNA-binding transcription factor activity, RNA polymerase II-specific; RNA polymerase II cis-regulatory region sequence-specific DNA binding. Gene Ontology annotation, biological process: neuron differentiation; cell development; regulation of transcription by RNA polymerase II. The transcript is spliced from 5 exons. Lineage: Eukaryota; Metazoa; Chordata; Actinopteri; Siluriformes; Bagridae. Bases 262 to 1677 code for a protein of 471 amino acids.